Molecule: messenger RNA, 741 nt
Organism: Fusarium tjaetaba
Lineage: Eukaryota; Fungi; Ascomycota; Sordariomycetes; Hypocreales; Nectriaceae
Product: pre-mRNA splicing factor cwc24
Exons: 2
Coding region: 1-741 (246 amino acids)
Biological process (GO): snoRNA splicing
Cellular component (GO): U2-type spliceosomal complex
Molecular function (GO): metal ion binding
Source: RefSeq, a predicted model, not a curated record
AUGGCUGAACUAUCCACUACUGAAACAGCGAUGCCCGCCCCCGUCGCUUUCAAGCAAAGGAGCCGACGAGCCAAGAACAACCGCAACAAGAAGGCAGCGAUCUCAGCGUCCUCGACGAGUCAACGAAACCCCGAUCAAGAUCACGGCCCUACAGCCUUUCGCGCGAAUCGUGAAGUGCCAAUAUCAGAUACAAACGAUGCCACGAAGCGGAAGGACUGGUAUGAUCAGCCAACAACCAAGGGCCCCGCUCGCGCUGCUUCCAAUGUGCGCAUCACAACAACCUUCGACUUCAAGCCUGACGUUUGCAAAGAUUACAAGAAGACCGGUUUCUGUGGAUUUGCAGAAUCUUGCAUAUUUCUUCACUCGCGAGAAGACGAUAAGCAAGGAUGGCAGCUCGAUAAAGAAUGGGAAGUCGUGGUAAAGAGCAAGAAGAAGAUCAGUGAAGCUGUCGAGGAUGAGGGAGGCGCAGAAAUGCUGGACAAGAUUCCCUUUGCAUGCAUUAUCUACGAGGGGCCUUACAAGCAACCUGUCGUCACGCGAUGUGGCCAUUAUUUCUGCGAGGCAUGUGCCCUCAAGAGGUACAGGAAGGAUCCGACAUGUAAGAACUGCGGAGCUGCGACCAUGGGAGUUUUCAACACAGCGUCGAAAUUGGAGAGGCUGUUGCGGCGGAAGAGAGAGCGGGAAGAGAAGCGGGAUGGGGAAACACAAGAACCUGAUGGCGAAGGGGGCAUGAAGAGUUGA